CAGGUAGAAGUAUGGGUUUAAUCCAAAGCUCCUGACCCGACCCGCUUCCCUUCGUCUUCUUCGCUUUCCAUCGAAUGAAAGACUGAAUCUGCUGGAAGCAAGAAAAAAUCUCCACAGGAGAGAAUCUCAACGGCUUUCUCCUCUCUUUCUCUCAACUCAACCAUGGCUGCCAAUUUUUGGACCUCCUCUCACUUCAAACAGCUUCUGGAUCAGGACGAGGUGGAUGUGGUUCACCCAUUGGAUAAGGAGAAAGGCAUCACUGUCGAAGACUUGAGGCUCAUCAAAAUGGAGAUGGCCAAUUAUAUAUGGAGAUUGGCUGCUCAAGUGAAAGUGAGACAGAGGGUUGUAGCUACUGCUGUUACAUAUAUGAGACGUGUGUAUACCAGAAAGAGUAUGAUUGAAUAUGAUCCACGUCUUGUAGCUCCGACGUGUUUGUACCUCGCGGCAAAAGCAGAAGAAAGCACAGUGCAGGCUCGACUUCUUGUAUUUUACAUCAAAAAACAAUCCUCAGAUGAAAAGUACAGAUAUGAAAUCAAGGAUAUACUUGAAAUGGAAAUGAAGAUUUUAGAAGCCAUUAACUACUAUCUAGUUGUAUUUCAUCCUUACCGUUCAUUAUCUCAGCUCCUUCAAGAUGCAGGAUUAAAUGAUAUACAUAUGACUCAGUUAACUUGGGGACUUGUGAAUGACACAUACAAGAUGGACCUUAUACUUGUUCAUCCCCCACAUCUUAUUGCUUUGGCUUGCAUAUAUAUUGCUAGUGUACUCAGAGAUAAGGAUACAACUUCAUGGUUUGAAGAGCUUCAUGUGGAUAUGAAUGUGGUGAAAAAUAUAUCUAUGGAGAUAUUAGAUUUCUAUGAAAACUACAAAACUAUUGCUGAUGAGAGAAGGGUUAGUGUAUCCCUAGCCAAGCUUGGUUCUAAACCAUAGAUGGUUGGCCAUUACUGCCUCUAGCCAUGAAGUGCUUAUAAUUGCAACCACCAAUCAUUUACCUUCAAAUCAAAUGUACCUCCACCUUGUGACAAUUACUAGUUAAUUAUUAACAUAUUGGGGAAGUGGAGUCAAUAUCACAAAACUUUCCCUAAUAAUAAUUUUAUUCAGUCAA
Molecule: messenger RNA, 1102 nt
Organism: Cannabis sativa
Lineage: Eukaryota; Viridiplantae; Streptophyta; Magnoliopsida; Rosales; Cannabaceae
Product: cyclin-C1-2
Exons: 9
Coding region: 163-927 (254 amino acids)
Biological process (GO): positive regulation of transcription by RNA polymerase II
Cellular component (GO): mediator complex; nucleus
Molecular function (GO): cyclin-dependent protein serine/threonine kinase regulator activity
Source: RefSeq, a predicted model, not a curated record